Messenger RNA from Trichobilharzia regenti, 4035 nucleotides. The record is from the annotation of a GenBank genome assembly. Lineage: Eukaryota; Metazoa; Platyhelminthes; Trematoda; Strigeidida; Schistosomatidae.
UGGAUAUUGGAAGCAGGGCUAGCAAUGACAUCUGACUACGGUCGACACCAAUUUCCGGAUCGACUUUUCUGUGACAGCAGUAGAUUUGAGACCAAUUCCUAAACAAAACGACAAAAGUUAAUAAGUUUAAAAUGGUGACAGUCCAGUGCAGUACAGUCAUAAGUUAUUUGUUUUACGAGGCUGUGGAUCAACUACUUUUGUGCACAUUUCAGUUUUAGUAAUGUGUAGUCGUGUUUAUAGCUCAUAGCAUGCAAGUAGACACGGGGAUAUCUCAUUUAGGCCUAAAAUGCCAACAAAUAAGCAAUGCUGCAAAGGAUUACGAGUUUCUCGCAGCAUUGCAUUCGUUAGCUAUUUCUUGUGAGAAAGGCGAAGUCGGUACAUUUAACACCAGCCAGUCUGAACAAAGUGGUAUGAAAACAUUGUUUAAAAUGUUGGGUCGUCUAAGCAAAGACUGCGGGGGCCUAUGGACUGUUAACGAAGAAAGUGACUGGUUGAUCUUAUAUAUAUUUUCCCGCUGCUACGGAUGGAAGGAUAUUGAUUUGAACGAUGUGAGAUCUCAGAUAUUGGUUCCUUCAGCAACGCAGCGAUAUAGGAAUGUAUCAAAAGACGAAGAGCUACAAAUGAAAGACAAAAUCAUCUUACUCAGUACUGAACUCAUAAAUUUAAUAAAAGAUCUUCCCCUGACUCUGGUUGGUCUGAAGAUGUUUAUCAGUUCUAUCCAUCUAGCUCGUGGAAUGCAUCAUACGCGAAAACAGAUGGCACUGUUUGCGGUUGAUUGGUUGACUUUUGGCUUGGAAACUGCUGGUGGUGGUGCUAAGGCAAGAGCUAAUCAUCAGUUCAUUAAUAAGGUUGCCCCAGUGCAGCCAUUUCUUCCGGAAGACUCAACUCCAGAAACCAUGUUUAUGACAGUUAAGGAUCUUAUCUGGAUUUGUUGUACCGACAACAAUCGACUUAUUCGUAUCUCAUCACUCGGGGCACUACAUUUCCUAUUUGCUCAGCUGUCUACAAAUACAGUUGUACGCUUGAUUAAAUUGUCACUUGAAGUAUUUGAGAAACCAGAAAUGUGUGCUAAUGAAUCGUCUGAAGGUGCUUUAGACAUGCUCACCCUUUUGUUAAAACGGCUGUUACCUAGCGAACAACUGCCUCCCAUAAAUUCAUCAAAUAUGGAGAUGGAAGGUGCGUCAAAGUCGAACCUUCGGUCUGCCAGUAUUCAUCGGAUUUCGUCCAAAGCCAGUUGUUCCCACGAAUACGUACAAUUACUUUUAACCUUUUUAACAGUGAUUACCUCCAUAUACGAGUUACUCAAAGAAAAUGUCGAUCAGAUUGUGAAAGAAUUAUGCAUGAGUGCUGGUGCACAGCAUAUAUCUAGUCAAGAAAAUACACCUUCAAAAUUAGAGAGCUGGAAAAGCAGUCCUAAAUACUGUGAGACUCUGCUAGACCUCUGUCGACAUCUGAUCAAAAAAGUUGGCGAAAAUAACCUGCCUCCAAAUACUGGAAGUUUACAGAACAGCCUAGCCGACUUCUAUCUAAGCCAUUCAUCUGAAAAUGUUCGUACUAGUGCAUGUAAUUUAUUCCUAACCUUAUUCAUUAGUGCUUCAAAAAAUACUAAUCGUCUCCGCUAUUUAAUGAACAAAGUGUUAGAGAACUGGCAGGUUAGACAAGAACUUGUGACGUCUCCGAUUCCCAAAUCAGCGCCAAGUGUGAGUGAAACUGAAAAGACUUCAGGGAAUACGAAAGAAAGACCAUUGAUUGUGAGGACAAAAUCUCAAACGGUUAGCUGGAUAUGGCGUGAAGGCCGAAUACGCGUUUACUCUUUUUUAGCGCGUACAUUAGUUGGACUUCAUCUCAAAGUGCUUUGUGAUGUGGAUACCGAAGGAUGUAAUACAACGAUAUCUGGUGACUUUUGUGUCAGCCCAACUUCAACAGAAAUGGGUAACAAGCGGUCUUUGACAGAUGACAAGUUGUUUGCCCAGAGAUUAUCGCAAUCUAACACUAGUCCUACUACUAAAUCAAGACCUAAUAUUCUGGUGAUAGAUGGGGACCGCCGUUCAUCUUUAAAUAAACCGUUACAAAUCGUGAAUGGUUCACCAGCAGUUUCACGAGCGAGGAUGAAUAAUAACACUUCCCGAAAAUCAAUGUGCUUGACAGUACUGGAAAAUAUUCGAGCUUCUGAAAGUGGUGAGAAAGGCAAACAACUGGAAGUCGGCAGAGCACAAACAUGGCUAAAACGCCUGAGUUCAGCUCAAGCAUUUAGUGCAAUAAAUAGAACAAGUAGUCGUGUGGAACUUGAUACAAUCAGUAUGAAAUCUAUGUUGUUCAAAAUGUUACAGCUCUCCACAGAAUGCUUGCUGGACGAGAAUGUUGAACUACGUACUUCUGCUAAAAAAGCCUUAAAUGAUAUCGGAAAAUUGAUAAGGUGGUACGAUGGCAAUCUUUUAUUAGAAUUAAUUUCAUCACACAUGCUUGGUCCACCAUCAAUGAUGUCAUAUGCAACUUUGAAGCUCUUGCGCGACGGCUUAUUUGAAUUAUGGCAGUAUGAUGAAAUUUUACAAAUGGAAGAAAAAGAACCGGGUUUCACAGAAAAAUUUGCCAGUGUUGGAACAAUUCCUAUUUUAAAUUCAUCACUACUUUUUGGUCUAUUUUCACCAGAAAAAUCAAGAUUAUGGCUUCGAACCUGCCAGCAGUAUACUUUUAACCAAACAUCACCUAUAUUUCUUACUAUCUUAUCAAUGGAGUGCACUCUAUAUACCCUUUGUCUCACUCACAGACUGCCCAAUUUAUCACUUGUGGCAUGUACUUGGGAGACUAUGAGACCUGAUCCACUUUCAAGUAUACAAUACUCUCAACGUAAACUGGAAGUAGAUCCAGGCGAUGUGGCAGAAUGUGUUAAAGGGUUUGUUGAAUUCGCUCAACGCAUAGACAUACAACUUGGAGCUAGAUAUGAACCAGUAUCCAACAGUAUUGAUCUAACCAGCAUGGCAGCAACGCUUAGGCUGAGUCCGUCUUGCCUACAGCUUUCACAAACUAGUGAAAAAGGUGUCAAAAGAAAAUCUGCGUCCAGUAAUAACCCACUCGCAUCUACAGUCAUGAAAGUUAUCUCAAAAAUGGAAGCAAUAAUAUAUCCUUUUCUGCCACCAACAAUGAAUUCAAAUCGACCUCAUCCUAAAGUGCGUAAAAUUGGUGGACUUUUAUUAUCUCCGAUGCUACCAUAUCUUAUUACAUGGCCGCUAGCUCUUCUUCCUCCAGGUUUGAAUGCCGUUUCGUCAAAUCUGUCCAAAGAGAAAAGACUUCUUGCAGUUCGAAAAAUCCUUCGCGUAACUGCAGCCAUCACACUGGCUCUGCCAAUCGCUAACCAGUCAACAACGCAAAAAAAUGAUCCAACUUUAAGCAGAGAUGUCAAUGAUGUACUGAAUGACUUGAUGUCGACUGCUGAACAAUCUGUUAAUUUAACAACUGUUGCAGAUGCAUAUUUCGCUCAGCUGGAAAAUAUCAUCCUUCAGUUGACAAAGCUCCGAAACUAAACCAAUCAGCUCAAAGGACACUUCUAAUUGGAAAUCAUCCACCUGAGCUAUAAAUCUUCUCUAUUAUUUCAAAGUUGUAUUCACUUUGUCAAGGUCUGUAGAAACAUUCGCUUAUAUUUUUAGCCUCUGUUCGUAGAAUAAACAGUUACGAUUUCAUAAUUUCACUGACGCUAAUUCAAAUACAACCCGGGCCCAUUGAUUGAGGCAUCCAGAUUUCAAAAUCCAUUUCACUGAAUUCAGAAUGAAUAACUGGUAUGCACUAUAGUGUUUAAUUACAUGUGAACUACAGAAUGCACUGUUUAAAAAAAUACUUAGUAAACCGAGAGCAUAGUUAUUAAGAUUUUAGCUGUGAUAACCUGUAUGUCAUUCAGAUUGUUUUAGUGAUGAAAGAAUUCACACGGUAGCUUGUUCUUGCUUAUUAACAAGAAUUUCACUGAGAUUUAAUCGAUAGACACUGAGGUGAAAAAGUUAUUUUCUUCUCAUAAUGCUAAGAAAGGGAUUCCACAUAUACAUA